Molecule: messenger RNA, 1594 nt
Organism: Sapajus apella (tufted capuchin)
Lineage: Eukaryota; Metazoa; Chordata; Mammalia; Primates; Cebidae
Gene: LUZP4
Product: leucine zipper protein 4
Source: RefSeq, a predicted model, not a curated record
GAUGACUUCGCUUCAGAAGCUAACACUUUCUGAAAAAAUGCUGACAAAUCUUCCCAGUCGGAAAAAGGUUAACUUCCUAGAUAUGUCUCUAGAUGAAAUUAUAAUCUAUAAAAAGUUAGAAAAGACAAAUACUGAAAUAGAAAAAAAGAAUAAAAGACAGAUUCAUAGUAAAAAGGAUUCACCUUCAAGACAGCAAUCAAAUGGUCACGGACAUCGCCAUCAGAGAGGCUACUCAAGAUUCAGAAGCAGCUCUGAGGAAGGAAAUCAUGACAAAAAACCAUCCCAAGAACCUUCUGGAUUGAAGUCUGGACAACACCCUUUAAAUAGGCAGCCUUUAUUUGAGCAGGAGAAGUGCAAUGACAAUUAUAAGGCCUACGCAGAGAAGAAUCAAGGCCAAUCAGAGGGGAACCAGCAUCAAUCAGAAGGAAAUCUGGACAAAUCAGAAGGAUCUCAGGGCCAAGAAGAAGAAAAUCAUCAUUCUGAGCAACCCCGAUACCAUUUAAAGAGAUCUCAUUGUCAAUCAGGGAAAUCUCAAGGGCAACUAAAGAGAUCUCAUAGCCAAUCUGGGAGAUCUCAUGGCCAAUCUAAGAGAUCUUGUGUUCAUACAGAGAGAUCUCAUAGCCACUCAGAGAGAUCUCGUGGUCACUCAGAGAGAUCUCAUGGUCACUCAAAGAGAUCUCAUAGCCACUCAGAGAGAUCUCGUGGUACUCAGAGAGAUCUCAUGGCCAAUCAGAGAGACCUCAUGGUCACUCAGAGAGAUCUCAUAGUCACACAGAGAGAUCUCGUGGCCAAGCAGAGAGAUCUCAUGGUCACUCAGAGAGAUCUCGUCACUCAAAGAGAUCUCGUCACUCAAAGAGAUCUCAUAGACUCACAGAGAUCUCAUGGUCACUCACAGAGAUUUUGUGGUCACUCAAAGAGAGCUAAUAACCACUCAGAGAGAUCUCAUGGUCACUCACAGAGAUCUCAUAGCCACUCAGAGAGAUCUCAUGGCCAAUCAGAGAGAUCUAAUGGUCGCUCAAAGAGAUAUCAUAGCCACUCAGAGAAAUCUUGUGACCAAUCAGAGAGAUCUCAUGGCCAAUCAGAGAGAUCUCAUGGUCACUCAAAGAGAUCUAGCCACUCAGAGAGAUCUCAUGGCCAAUCAGAGAGAUCUCGUGGUCACUCAAAGAGAUUUCAUAGCCACUCAGAGAGACCUCAUUGUCACUCAGAGAGAUCUCGUAGUCACGCAGAGAGAUCUUGUGGCCAAUCAGAGAGAUCUCAUAGUCACUUAAAGAUAUCUCAUAUCCACUCAGAGAGACCUCAUGGUCACUCAGAGAGAUCUCGUGGCCAAAAAGAGAGAUCUCAUAGUCGCUCAAAGAUAUCUCAUAGCCACUCAGAGAGAUCUUGUGGUCACCCAGGGAGAUCUCGUAGCCCCUCAGAGAGAUCUUGUGAUCAAUCAGAGAAAUCUCAUGGUCACUCAGAGAGAUCUCAUAGCUACUCAGAGAGAUCCCAUGGUCUCUCAGAGAGAUCUCAUGGUCACUCAGAAAGAUCUCGUAGCUACUCACAGAGCUCUCAUAGCCACUCAGAGAGAUCUCAUAGCCACUCAGAGAUCUCAUAG